CCACAACACCCUCAUCCCCCAACCAAAAAGAAAAAAACUUCCCAUUUCCAACAUUUAUCAUUUAGGCUGUGGGUUCUUGAUCAGAUCCACCCAUCGCCACUGACUGACUCCUUCCUUCAUCAACCAUGGCUGAGAAGGUGACUACAAUGAGACUCAAGGUUGAUCUUCAAUGCCCCUGCUGCUAUAAGAAGGUCAAGAAAAUCCUCUGCAAAUUUCCUCAAAUCAGAGACCAGAUAUAUGAUGAGAAGCAAAAUCUGGUGACCAUCACCGUCGUGUGCUGUAGCCCCGAGAAAAUCCGCGACAAAUUAUGUUGCAAGGGUGGCAAAGUCAUUAAGAGUAUUGAGAUCGUGGAGCCACCAAAGCCCAAGCCACCGCCGGAGAAGCCUAAAGAGCCCGAAAAGCCCAAGCCACCGCUCGAUGAGCCGGAUGACACCACACAGUCAGAGAGACCCACAGUUAGAGUAGUUGAAAAGUCGAAGACACCUGUUUGGUGGCUUGUUUGUUGUUGGGGAAUACUCUGAAGUAUUUUUGCAGGAGACUUUGAAGUCUGGUAUCAGAGCCAGAUUCUAAGGAGAAAACUAGUUACAAUGUCAUCCUUAA
Coffea eugenioides is the source of this 600-nucleotide messenger RNA. Its product is annotated as protein PYRICULARIA ORYZAE RESISTANCE 21-like. Bases 126 to 521 code for a protein of 131 amino acids. Gene Ontology annotation, molecular function: metal ion binding. Lineage: Eukaryota; Viridiplantae; Streptophyta; Magnoliopsida; Gentianales; Rubiaceae. The transcript has 3 exons. The record is from RefSeq and is a predicted model, not a curated record.